Messenger RNA from Peniophora sp. CBMAI 1063, 1827 nucleotides. NCBI's taxonomy places the organism in Eukaryota, Fungi, Basidiomycota, Agaricomycetes, Russulales, Peniophoraceae. The record is from the annotation of a GenBank genome assembly.
AUGUUCUCCUCUGCCUUCCGCCGCACAACGUAUGCCGCGGCGUUCCGCUCCUCCCCCGCAUUCUCGACUUCAGCGACUGCUUCCGUCAAACCCUCGCGGUUAGUCAAGUAUGGUCGACGCAUAGCUUACACCGCGGGCUUUGUCGGACUGGGAUAUGUUGUGGACAAUCAAUUCUACGCCAGUACUUUUACCAGGAACUUUAGAACAUUAUAUACCUGCGCUAUAAUCGUUGCGGACUACAAGUUCAACUUUACUCAGGAAAAGAGUGCUCAGAUCGAAGAUCUCCACGGGCGCGUCGCCCAGCGUCUAUUCGACCUGUUCACAGGCAAUGGCGGACUCUACAUCAAAUUCGGACAAGCCAUAGGCGCCAACGCCGCGCUCCUGCCCAAACCCAUGCAGCUGCAGUUCUCUCGCCUGUUCGACGACGCACCAUCCUUGCCCUUCACCACCAUCUCACGUGUACUCUCGGCGGAGUUUGGCGGUCGACCGCUGACAGGUCCGGAUGGUUUAUUCGCGUCUUUCGAAGAGGAUGCCAUCGCGAGCGCGAGUAUCGCGCAGGUGCAUCGUGCCGUGCUUCACGAUGGGACUCGCGUCGCCGUCAAGAUUCAAAAGCCGGCUGUCGCGAAACAGAUGGAACCCGACCUGCUCGCGUUCCGCGGCGUACUCUGGGCAUACGAAUGGUACUUCGAGCUUCCGACCUACUUCGUCGUCGACUUCAUCAGCGACCACCUCCGGCAGGAACUCGACUUCGAGCGAGAAGCGAUAAACGGGAGAAAGACGUCCGAGUUACUUUCGCAGGACAACAAACUGCGCGGCAAGGUGCACGUCCCGCGGAUAUACGGCGAGCAGAGCGGCAAGAGGGUCCUCACAACGGAGUGGAUUGAUGGUGUACGGUUGAGCAAUCGAGAAGCGAUCAUGGCGCUCAUGGGCGAAGGAGACGCGCACCGUCUUCCCACAGCUUCGCAGAGCGGGUACGCCGACGACGCGGCAUCGACCACAUCGACGGCACUGCCACUCGGGGUCAAUGCGCCAUUGAAGGGAGGGGUAAAGUGGGUGAUGCGGACGAUGACCGAGUUCUUUGGUGCCGCGAUCUUCCGCUAUGGCUGGGUGCACGCAGACCCGCACCCCGGCAACUUCCUCCUCCGUCCACACCCGCAUCCAUCGUACAAGGGCGAACCGCAACUCGUUCUCCUCGACCAUGGCCUCUACGUCCGUCUCAACCCGAAGUUCCAACGGCAAUAUGCGGAGCUAUGGAAAGGGCUGCUUGCGGCAGAUAUGAAUACCGUCCGCCGUGUUGCGAUCGAGUGGGGGAUUGGCGCACCGGACGUGUUCGCAAGCGCGACGCUGAUGCGACCGAUGCGCGUGCCCAAGGACGGAAAGAAGAAGAGCGGGGAGACGAAGCAGCUGAGCCAGUAUGAGCUGAGCAUCAAGAUGAAGGAGAGGUUGAAGAGCUUCUUGACGGACACGGACAAGAUGCCCAAAGAGCUUGUCUUCAUCGGGCGUAAUAUGCGAAUGGUACAGGGUAACAACCAGAUGUUCGGCUCACCCGUCAACCGCGUCAAGAUCACCGCAUAUGCCGCUGCUGACUCCCUCCCGCGGGCUCAAGGUCUGACCAUCGCCGCCCGUGCACGCGAGUACCUGCACCAAGCGACCUUCUACAUGAUUAUGUUCGCGAUUGACGCAGCGUUUGUUGCGACUCAAGUUAAGAACUGGGUGUUGCAUAGGCAGAAGAAGCGUGGGUUUGAGGAUGAGUUGGAGGCGCAGAUGGCACAGAUGAUGAAGAGGGAGUACGGGGUUGAGGUCGACCCAGCGAUGUUUGAGGCUUGA